AUGUCGGCAUUUAGAUCAGCAGCUAAUUCAACUCUCAAAAUGGCUGGUUCCUUGGGAGCCAAGAGGAAGAAAGCGGCCAUGACCUUGACUCCUUCAGCAGUGAAUCGACUCCGUCAAUUAAUAGAUGGACCUGAACCUAAACUAAUUCGUGUAGCUGUUAAGAAUAAAGGUUGUGCAGGACAAUCUUAUGUUUUAGAAUAUACCAAAGAAAAAAAAAAAUUUGAUGAGGUUGUGAGCCAGGAUGUCCUUAUUGAUUCUAAAUCUCUUUUCAAAAUGAUUGGAUCCGAGAUGGAUUUUGUAGAGGAUAGGUUGUCCUCCAAAUUUGUUUUCAACAAUCCUAAUGUUAAAGAAAGUUGUGGAUGUGGUGAAAGUUUUACAAUAUGA
Funneliformis mosseae is the source of this 384-nucleotide messenger RNA. NCBI's taxonomy places the organism in Eukaryota, Fungi, Glomeromycota, Glomeromycetes, Glomerales, Glomeraceae. The record is from the annotation of a GenBank genome assembly.